Molecule: messenger RNA, 2754 nt
Organism: Protopolystoma xenopodis
Lineage: Eukaryota; Metazoa; Platyhelminthes; Monogenea; Polystomatidea; Polystomatidae
Source: the annotation of a GenBank genome assembly
AUGUUCUGCUGCCUCUUCCUUCUGCUUCUCUUCCUCAUGCUCCUGCUCCCUCCCGGCCUCGUCGGACAGCCUCGCGCCCACUUCCGACUCACCGAAGAGUGCCAAAACGGCACUUUGGUCGGUCGACUCUCUAGUCUGUUGGGCCGACUCGACGCCGCCGGACUCGCCAACGACCUCUCCGGCGCCCCCGGUCUCUUCGACUCUGUUGCCGUGGCCAUGGCGACGGCCGACUCUGUCGCCGGCUCGUCAGGCCUGACCAUCACCUACCAACUGUUGUCGGUGAGUGCGUUGUUCCGGCUCGACUUGACGACCGGCGAUCUGUACACGCGCGGCCGGAUCGACCGCGAAGCCGUCUGUCCGGACGACGCCAACAUGUCGCCCAUUCUGUUCGGCGCCGACGAGCUGGCCGGCGACGAGGACAGUCUGUACCCGGCCUCGGAGACCGGUUGUCGCGUCUCGCUGCAGGUGCUGCUGCAAGCGGCGCCCAGACUCGGCGACGCGGUUGCGGCCGCGGCCGUGGCCGAGCCGGCCGGAGGAGCAGCGAUGGACGUGGCGAUGGGCGAGGCGAGAGGCGGUCAAGGGUCGGCGCGACAGGAGAUCCUGUUGCUCGACGUCUACAUCGUCGACGUGAACGACAACGCGCCCAGUUGGUCGGAGGAGGUGUUGGGCGUCGAGGUGGCCGAGCACACGCCCAUCGGGACUCGCUUCGCGCUCGAGCCGGCCUUCGACGCCGACUGGGGCCCCGAGAACACGACGGUGCGCUACUUUCUGCUCGACGCACACACACACACACACACACACGGCUACGGCUACGGCGACGUCGACGUCGGCGUCGGCGUUGGGCUCGAGUCGCCGGACGGUUUGGGCCUGCACGCCUUCCAAUUGGACACGGAAGUGGUCACGCCGACGCCGACGCCGACGCCGACGGCGACGGCGACGGCGAAUGGCGACAGAGUCGACGAGUUGGCGUGGCCGUUCAGCGUGCGCGGCGCCGGCGGUCUGUCUGUGUGGCGACGGCGCGUCUUCAAGUUGUGGUUGCGCGUGACCCGCGACCUCGACCACGAGUCCGGCGGGGCUCGCCAGUUGACGUUGCGACUGGUCGGCGUCGACGCGGGACGCCCGACGCCGCGCACCGGCAGCGUGUUGGUCAACGUCACUCUCGUCGACGUCAACGACCAGGCGCCCGUCUUCCUGACGCCCAAGUCGCCCGGAUCCGCAUCCGGAUCCGGAUCGGGAUCGGGAUCCGGAUCAGGAUUGGGAUCGGGAGCCGUGAUCGUGUACGUGGCGGAGAACACGCCGGCCGGCAAAGUGGUGUACCGGCCCGAGGUGCACGACGCCGACGUGUCGGACCGCGACCGGCUCGAGUUCGGCUUGUCGAGCUCGGCCGCGGGUCCGGCGCGGCGCGUCUUCGGAGUGCGUCGAGCCAACGGCGAGGUCUACCUUCGCCAGGCGCCCGACUUCGAGGAGCAGAGCGAGUUCGCGUUGCCCAUCACCGUGUCCGAUCGCAAGCAUCAAGCCGGCCAGUUGGUGCUCGUGCGCAUCCUCAACCUCAACGACCACGCGCCCAGCGUCACGGUGCAGCCGGUCGCGCAGAUCUUCCCGCCCGACGCCGUCGUCGAGGCGACUCCGGCGCGUCCGGCCUCGAGCGUUUCCACGCCGACGGUCGUCACGUUGCGAGUGGCCGAACACGCGGCCGCCGACACGCUCAUCGCGUCGGUGCUCGUCACCGACGCCGAUCAACCGGCCGAACGCAACUAUCCCGCGUCGUCGGGGGGCGACGAAAACGCCGCCAAACCGCUCUCGCCGUCGGCGUCGGCGUCGGCGUUGGCGUCGCCGUUGGGCGGCGUGGGCGACGAGUUGACGUGCCAGAUCAACCAUCCCGGCCUGCAGCUGCGUCCGUUGUACGAGCGGGCUCGAGGCCGGUUCGGUGUGUACACUCGAGACCGGCUGGACCGCGAGCAACAGGCCGAGCACUCGGCCAGCCUCGUCUGCUACGACUCGGGCCGGCCGGUACAGUCGACGCAAGUGCAGCUGCGUCUCGUCGUCGUCGACGUCAACGACAGUCCGCCGGUGUUUCGUCAACGCGGCAUGGUCGCGCAUCUGCGCGAGAACUCGCCGCCCGGCAGCCUCGUCUACACCGUCCAGGCGCACGACGCCGACGUCGGCGUCAACGCCGCGCUCGGAUUCGCCCUCGACUUUGGCCAGACGACCGCGUCGCCGGGCGCCGGCCUCGCCCAAUCGACGCCCGCCGACUUCGCCGUGCAUCCGCGCACCGGCGCCGUCGUCAGUCUGCGCAGCUUCGACCGCGAACUGCGCGACCGGUUCGACAUUGUCGUCUACGUCUACGAUCGCGUCAAUUGGACCGAAGUCGGCCUCUCCGAAGACGACAUGGCGACGGCGACGGCGACGGCGACGGCGACUGGAGCGGCUGCUCGAACGGCCUCCGCCGAAGCCUAUCGUCAACUCAUGGAGCAGUUCGUGGCCAGCCUGCCGCGACUUGGACCACACGUCAACUCGGCCAACGCCACGUUGAUGCUGCAUUUGGAGGAUGUCAACGACUGCCAGCCGACCUUCGACCAAAGCAUCUACCAGUUUUACGUGAGCGAAGACGCAAAAGUGAACCAGUUUGUCGGCCAAAUCGUCGCCACCGACUGCGACGUCACCGAGGCCAACAGCAAGGUAAUCUAUUUGCAACCGUUACUCAUGAUACUACUCAUCUCACAUUUCAGUAGAUCACAACACCGUGGAGACUAG